AUAUAUAAAUACAUGGAAUCACCCCCUCCAUAUCUAACACACACCACCAUUUCCUUCAUUUCAAUUCUUCUUUCUUCUUCACCUUCUGCUCUCUCUUUCAUUCCCUUUUCUUUUUGUUGUCUAACUCCUCCUGUACUUCAAUUGUAAGAGAAAAGAGAAAAUGAGUAGGCCAGGAGACUGGAACUGCAGGUCAUGCCAGCACCUCAACUUUCAAAGACGUGACUCAUGCCAACGCUGUGGGGACUCAAGGUCUGGAGGCUGUGACUUCGGAGGUUUUGGUGGGCGAGGUGGCGGCGGCGGCGGCUCAUCAUUCGGCUUCAUUACUGGCUCUGAUGUUCGCCCAGGUGAUUGGUACUGCACUGCCGGUAAUUGUGGGGCACACAACUUUGCUAGCCGCUCAAGUUGCUUCAAAUGUGGUGUUUACAAGGAUGAUUCUGUCACUGGUGGUGGCUUUGACUCUGACAUUCCUCGCUCUAGGGGCUUUGGCGGUGGCAGCAACCGCUCUGGAUGGAAGUCCGGGGAUUGGAUUUGCACUAGGUGGGGAUGCAAUGAACACAACUUUGCUAGCAGAAUGGAGUGUUUCAAAUGCAAUGCCCCUCGGGACCUCAGCAACAGAACUUCAUAUUAGAAUUGUUUUCUCAAUUUCUGGGUGUGGCAGCAACCAAGAGAGAGAAUAUUAAUUAAAAAAUAUGAUCACUACUUUAUUAUUUUUAUUUCUUUAGUAUAUUUCUUUUGGGUAGUAGGUUUAUUAAUUGAGAGUGUAAACCUGGUUUAAGGCCUAUCUUCACUCUCUCUAUAUAAUCCAUUUGGCAUUUUGUGAGGCUUCCAUAUGAUCUUACUGUAUAAAUAAAUCUUUUGUAGCCAGAUGGGGCAAAAAAAAAUGUACUGCCCAAUAUAUUAAUUUCCCUUUUGGUUUUCUUAGAGGCUUUAUUUAUUGUAAGGUGCAUGGUUUCUUAAAAGAAGAUGAUUCUGUCUUUAAUUUCUUUUUUCUCAUUGUUUGAAUUAUUGUUAUAAAGGAUAUGGCUUUCUUGCUAA
Messenger RNA from Jatropha curcas, 1035 nucleotides. RefSeq names its product Ran BP2/NZF zinc finger-like superfamily protein. NCBI's taxonomy places the organism in Eukaryota, Viridiplantae, Streptophyta, Magnoliopsida, Malpighiales, Euphorbiaceae. Gene Ontology annotation, molecular function: mRNA binding. Gene Ontology annotation, cellular component: cytoplasm. The record is from RefSeq and is a predicted model, not a curated record.